AUGUUCAACCAGCUGCUCCUUGCGAUUGCCGCAGGCGCAGGGCUGAUUGCUGCAGCCCCAACGCCCCAAGAAUCUCCCAGCGCACUCCAGGCUCGCGAUGCGGAUCCGAAUAGCUGCCCUGGCUACGCUGCGUCGAAUGUCUCCAGGACGGAAUCGGGUCUCACCGCGGACCUUACUCUAGCUGGUACAGCCUGCAACGUCUACAGUGAUGACAUCAAGGACCUCAAGUUGGUUGUAGAAUACCAGACCGACAAGCGUCUCCACGUCAAGAUCUUUGACGCAGCUGUUCAAGUCUUCCAGGUCCAUGAAGAAGUCCUGCCACGCCCCAACAACGACCAGGUUCCCGCCUCUGGAUCCAAUGUUGCUCUCGAGUUCGAUAUGGUGGAGAGCCCUUUCUCUUUCACCGUCAAGCGCAAAGAUAAUGGAGAGGUCCUCUUCAACACCUCUGCUGUGCCACUUAUCUUCGAGAAGCAGUACGUCCGCCUGCGCACCAAUCUGCCCAGCGACCCAAACAUCUACGGACUCGGCGAGCAUAGUGACUCCUUCCGCUUCAGCAAGAACUACCAGCGUAUCCUAUACAACUCUGAGUCGCCCAAUCUCCCUAACAAUGCUAAUCUCUACGGCACUCACCCCGUAUACUUCGACCAUCGCGGUGACAAGGGUACUCAUGGCGUCUUCCUACUCAAUUCGAGCCCCAUGAACAUCGACCUGGGCCAAAACAACGGCACAGGCACUCAGUAUCUCGAGUACAACACCAUCGGCGGCAUCAUCGACCUUUACUUCCUGGGCGGAAAGUCACCUACUGAGGUAUCCCAGCAGUAUGCAGACGUCGUUGGUCACUCACAAAUGUAUCCCUAUUGGGCUUUUGGCUUUCACCAGUGCAAGUACGGCUAUUGGGACGUGAAUAUGGUUGCUGAAGUCGUUGGCAACUACUCAACUGCUGGCAUCCCACUUGAAGUGAACAUCGAUUACAUGAACUUGCGCGAAGAUUUCACGACUGACCCAGAACGUUUCCCACUUUCUAAAAUGCGUGAGCUUGUCACCACUCUCCAUGAGCGUGACCAGCGGUACGUGCUUAUCCUCGAUCCUGCCAUUCAUGCUGUCGACAACUACCCGCCCCACCAGAAAGGUGUCGAACAGGAUGUAUUCUUGAAGGCGGCCGAUGGCUCAAAUAUUCUCGGCAUUCAGUGGCCCGGUGUUGUGGUCUGGCCUGACUGGCUUGCGCCUAACACGCCACAGUGGUGGACCGACGAGAUCGAGGCCACCUUUGACAAGGACACUGGUAUCGACCUCGAUGGCAUUUGGGUCGACAUGAAUGAGGCGUCAAACUUUUGCGGUGGUAUCGACUGCAAACCCCGUGAGCAAGUUGUCAACGACGGUACACCCCCGAAGCCGACUAAUGCGCCGCGUCCUAAUACCGGCCGCCCGAUUCCCGGCUUCCCUGCGUCUUUCCAACCUGGCUCCAAUAAUUCAACUGUCAAGGCACGCAGUGUCGAGGGCCGCAAGGUCCACAGUGGCAAGGCUGGUGCGGUUGCAACUCGCGCAACCAAUGACGAUUCAACACCCAAGGGUCUGCCAGACCGCGACCUCCUUAACCCCAAGUAUCGAAUCAACAACCACCGCGGCGAUCUUGCAAGUUACACAAUCUACACAAACACCUCAAACCACGAUGGUAGCUGGCAAUACGACACACACAAUUACUACGGCCACACGAUGUCUCACGUCACUCACGACUCCAUGGUGAAGCGACGUCCCGGUCUCCGACCCUUGGUCGUCACCCGCUCCACCUUCGCUGGCACCGGCCGCAAAGCUACCCACUGGUUCGGGGACAACUACUCAUCCUGGGAGCAUUACCGUUUGUCGAUCCGUCAAAUGCUCGCCUUUGUCAGCAUGCACAACAUGCCUAUGGUCGGUUCCGACGUGUGCGGCUUCAACGGCAACGCAGAUCAGUACAUGUGCGCUCGCUGGGCGCUUUUGGGCGCCUUCCAGCCCUUCUACCGCAAUCACGCCGAGCUCUCAACCAUUCAACAGGAAUUCUACCAGUGGCCCAUUGUCGCCGAGGCGGGUAAGAAGGCCAUCAACACGCGCUACAGGCUCAUUGAUUACAUCUAUACGGCGCUACAGAAGCAGGCCACGGAUGGCACCCCGAUGAUCAACCCUCUCUUCUUCCUGUACCCUGAAGAUGACAAGACGUUCGGUAUCCAGGACCAGUGGUUCUUCGGUGACAGCCUGUUGAUCUCGCCCGUUACUGAAGACUACAGUGAUACUGUGACAUACUACCUCCCCAAGGACACGUUCUACGACUACUGGACGCACGCCAAGGUCGAUGGACAAGGCGCAAACGUCACUGUCUCUAACCUCACAUACACCGACAUCCCGAUCCACAUCCGCGGUGGAAGCAUCAUCCCGCACCGCGCCAAUUCUGCGAACACCACCAAGGCCCUUCGCAAGGAGGCCUUCACUUUCAUGGUUGCGCCUAACGCAGAGGGCAAGGCUUACGGCUCUCUGUACCUCGAUGACGGCGAGAGCAUCGACCAGCAGGGCACCAGUGAGGUCAAAUUCUCAUACGAGAACGGCAAGUUCGGCGCCACCGGCAGCUUUGGGUACGCGGCGCAGAGCGGCGAGAGCCUUACUGUCGACCAUGUGCUUAUCCUGGGCCAGCAGGAGGCCGGUAAGCUUGGUACUCAUGAUGCGGAGAAGAAGACGAUUGAGGUCAAGGGGCCGUGGCAGCUGAAUGGGGCUUGGGGGUUUGAAGUCUAG
Molecule: messenger RNA, 2760 nt
Organism: Parastagonospora nodorum SN15
Lineage: Eukaryota; Fungi; Ascomycota; Dothideomycetes; Pleosporales; Phaeosphaeriaceae
Exons: 3
Coding region: 1-2760 (919 amino acids)
Biological process (GO): carbohydrate metabolic process
Molecular function (GO): carbohydrate binding; hydrolase activity, hydrolyzing O-glycosyl compounds
Source: RefSeq, a predicted model, not a curated record